AUGUUCGAGAAGUCGCUGUACGACCUCAUUCGAGGCCUCCGCAACCACAAGGGCAAUGAGCGGGCGUACAUACAGGAGAGCUUGCGGGAGUGCCGCAGGGAGAUUAAGAGCCAGGAUAUGGAUCUGAAGGCUACGGCGCUGCUAAAGCUCACGUAUCUGGAGAUGUUCGGCCAUGACAUGUCCUGGGCUUCGUUCAAUGUCCUGGAGGUCAUGUCGUCGCAGAAGUACCCGCAGAAGAGGGUGGGGUACCUGGCCGCGGUUCAGAGCUUUAGGCCGGACACGGAGGUCCUCAUGCUCGCGGAGAACCUCUUGAAGAAAGACCUGACCUCUCCCAUGCCGACAACCAUCGGGCUACCUCUCAUGGCGAUUCCGCACGUGAUCAGUCCAUCCAUGGCCAACUCGUUGCUGUCCGAUCUGCUCCCCCGCCUAACUCACUCACACGCCGCUAUCCGAAAGAAGACUAUUGUGACUCUGUAUAGACUUGCGCUGGUGUAUCCGGAGACCCUGCGGCCAGCCUGGCCCAAGAUCAAGGAUCGGCUUCUCGAUGAGAACGAGGAUCCGAGCGUAACGGCAGCCAUUGUCAAUGUCGUCUGCGAGCUCGGCUGGAGAAGACCGCAGGACUUCCUUCCCCUCGCCCCGAGGCUCUUUGAUCUGCUUGUACAGGGCGGCAACAACUGGAUGGCUAUCAAAAUCAUCAAGCUUUUCGCCACUUUGACUCCUCUAGAGCCGAGACUCAUCAAGAAGCUACUUCCUCCACUAACAUCAAUCAUCAAGACAACGCCUGCUAUGUCACUUCUAUACGAGUGCAUCAAUGGGAUCAUCCAGGGUGGCAUUCUAGAGGGCGCCGAAGGAACCAAUGAGGGUGAAGAGAUUGCGCGAUUGUGCGUGGGCAAGCUUCGUGGUAUGCUCGUAAUCGAAGGAGAUCCAAAUCUGAAAUAUGUUGCGCUCCUUGCGUUCAAUAAAAUCGUGACAUCGCACCCGCACCUAGUAGCACUACACCAGGACGUCAUCCUAGCUUGUAUUGAUGAUCCCGACAUCUCGAUCCGGAUGAAAGCACUGGAUUUGGUCGUUGGCAUGGUCAAUUCCGACAACCUUGUCGCCAUCGUUGGAGGACUGAUGCGCCAGUUACAAAACGCGCCGGCAGCAUCAACAACAGAUGAUCCGGCUAAUGAUCGAGGGGCGAGCCAGGGAGUUGUGCCUGCUGCGGACCCGGACGAUGAGGACGCUGAGGAAUCUCUACGUCCAGCAGAGAAGCGAUCGGAUCAGCCGCCGCCCUUACCAGAAGAGUACAGAAUCAGUGUUAUCCGUCAGAUCCUCGAAAUGUGCUCGAGAGAUACUUACGCUAACAUCAAUGAUUUCGACUGGUACAUUGAGGUGCUAGUGCAGCUUGUCAAGGUCUCUCCUUCGACAAAAGCCGUAUUCGCUCCGGAGGAACCCCCAGACGUUGUUGCCACGGCACCGGGGCGGAGGAGUGACAUCUCUUACGAUGUGGGCUAUGAGUUGCAGAAUGUAGCAGUAAGAGUCAGGACGGUUAGACCAGAGGCUACUCAAGCUGCCGAAUCGCUCAUACUGUUCGACCGUAGGGAACAAAUGUUUCCUGCGUCUGGCAACGGAGGCCAAGGAGUAUUAGAGUCGGCAGCGUGGAUGGUGGGAGAGUACGCCGAACAUUUGAUCAGCCCAGAUGGAACUCUGACAUCGCUCAUGCAUUCUUCUGCCAUGCAGCUGCCGUCACACACCCUGGCAAUAUACAUUCAGGCCAUACCUAAAGUCUUCGCGACGAUAGCUGGCGGCCAGCAAACAUCCUGGUCUGCGGAGCGCAAGACCAUUGUAAUCCUUUUGAUGGCACGGAUCAUCCACUUCCUGGAACCGCUGGCCACUCACCCGGACCUCGAGGUCCAGGAACGAGCCGUCGAGUAUCUCGAGCUGAUGCGCCUCGCAUCCGAAGCAGCAUCCGCUCAGGGAACCAGCACAGACGGCAGUUUCACAGACCCGCCACUCCUCCUAACCCAAGCCUUGCCCUCGCUUUUCACUGGAAUGGAGCUGAACCCCGUCGCGCCGGGCGCUCAGAAAAAGGUGCCCCUACCGGACGCCCUCAACCUUGACGCCCCAAUAAACCCCAACCUCUCAUCCCUCCUCGCCCGCGCCGAGCGCGAUACCCAAACCCUUUCCGAAGACGAUGACAUCUUCUCACUCUACAACAAACGCCCAACUCCCGCCAAACAGCCUACAGCAGCCGCUGACCGCCUCUCACCUCCACCCAAAGAAGCGCCCUCCUACCAGCGCGCCCCCCUCUCAGAAGAGCAUCUCGACCCAGAGCUCAUCGCGCGCAGAAAAGCGGAAAGGAGAGACCGGUACAAAGACGACCCCUUCUACAUCCCGUCUGAGAACGAGCGUUCCCGAUCAGAAACCUCGACGCCCUUCCACGCCAUCCUGCAGAACAGCAACGGCGAUGAGCUGGAUCUCGAUGCUAUUCCGAUUAUGGACUUGAAUCUCGACAGUAAGGGCCCCGGCAGUGGGACGGAGGGACCAAGGAAGUCUGGCACCGCCCGCGCGAGCGGGAAGAAGAAGCUUAGGAGGAAGGUCGAGAUUAUCGGGGACGAGACGCUCGACGCGCCGGAUGAGGCGGCAUCAACUAGCCUCUCGACUUCUCCGCAGCGGCCCGAACUAGUACGCCCCGCGCAGUCAUCCUCGCGGGGCAAGAAGUCCCUGUUGGAAGUCGACUCGAGCGGGCUCGGCUCGCUGUCGCUCGACGAGAAUGGAGGGGCAAGCAAGCUGGAUAUCGAGCGGCGCGAGGCAGAGGAGGCGGAGAUGGCGAGGGCGUUGAAGGAGGUUGAGAGGCUGAGGCUGGAGAUGCAGCGGGCAAGUGAGAGGAUACAGGCGAGGGAGGAUGAGGGGGAGGGCAGUUUGGUGAGGCGGAAGAAGAAGAAGGCCAAAGCUGCGGAGGGGCUGGGUGUUGGGGGCGAGGAGGGCAAUGCGGAGGAUGCUGGGGAGGCAGUGGUGAAGAAGAAGAAGAAGAAAAAGAAGCAGGCCAAGGAAAGGGAGGCCGGGGCCGAGGAGGGAGAUGAGCCGCAAGAAGUCGUCAAGCCGAAGAAGAAGAAGAAGCGCCAGGUGUUGCUGGAUGAGUCUGCAGCAUCGUAA
Coniosporium apollinis CBS 100218 is the source of this 3138-nucleotide messenger RNA. RefSeq lists its product as uncharacterized. Gene Ontology annotation, cellular component: membrane coat; AP-3 adaptor complex; endosome membrane. Bases 1 to 3138 code for a protein of 1045 amino acids. Gene Ontology annotation, biological process: Golgi to vacuole transport; protein targeting to vacuole. Lineage: Eukaryota; Fungi; Ascomycota; Dothideomycetes. The record is from RefSeq and is a predicted model, not a curated record. The transcript has a single exon.